AUGAAAGUGUUUUUAAAUUUGGUAACAUGUAUCUUUGAAAUAGCUAUUUUAUUUCAAACUUGGAAUGGAUAUUUAAGUAACUUUUCUAACGAUUUGCCAUCUAAUGGAUAUUAUAUCUUUCCCAGUCAAAUUAGACCUUCUUUGUUAUUUACCAAGGCAGUCUACAGAGAAAGAGGUAAUGAUGGAUCGGAUGAUGAACGACCAAAUAGGAGAUGUUGUAUCUCUCCAGUAAGUUCAAUUGAUACAACUGGGUCUGAUUCAUCUGGUGAUUCAGAAUCUGAAAGUGAGAGACCAAAUAUGGGUGCUUUACGUAAGGCUGUUCUUUCUAAAUUAUCUCAAUCUUACUUAAAUUAUCUUGGAAAUAGUUCACCUGAACGUGGUGGAAAGAGCAAUAAUCAAGAAAGUUGUGAAAGAAACAUGAAUCAACAAGCUAAUCAGGAAAAGAAUACUCGACCAAGCCAUGAAAAUCCAGCUGACUUAUCAGAUUAUUCUGAUUCAUUUGAUUCUGAUUCCGAUUCAUUUGAUUCUGUUUCUUCUGAUGAAAAUAGAAAUUGUUCUCCAGAACACGAAUAUGACACAGUUUAUACUGAGUCUAGUUCUGAUUUUGAUUCAUUUGAUUCUGAUUCUGAUUCUGAUUCAUUUGAUUCUAUUUCUUCUGAUGACAAUAGAAAUUGUUCUCCAGAACACGAAUAUGACACAGUUUAUACUGAGUCUAGUUCUGAUUUUGAUUCAUUUGAUUCUGAUUCUGAUUCCGAUUCAUUUGAUUCUGUUUCUUCUGAUGAAAAUAGAAAUUGUUCUCCAGAACACGAAUAUGACACAGUUUAUACCGAGUCCAGUUCUGAUUCUGAUUCAUUCUCUCGGAAAAGUACUCUUAAAUCACACAAACUCGCGUUUUCUAGUAGCAUGGCAACAUUUGAAAGCAGGCUUAGAGCUUUACGAGCUAACCUGGAAAAAAUUGAAAAUUCUCGUCUUAAUCGGGUUAAAACCUCAGCUUGUUCUGGAGGGAUUUCUGGGUCAAAUUUGAGACUUGGAACUCCUUCUUCUUUAAAGCCACCGUCAUCUUCUGACAUUAAUUUACAACAACCUUGUAAUUUUAUGCUAUAUAAACAACCAUUUAAUUUUCCUGCAAACAAUCAUUCGGUUUCUAAACAAACUGAGAAUUCCGGCCCUAAUAAUUGUAUUGAAACUGGGAUUAAUUGUGAUCAGAGGGAAGUUGAUUCAUCUGAAUCUACCAAAGUUAAGGAAGAAUCAUCACGAUUGAUCAAAGGAAAAGAAGUAUAA
Messenger RNA from Cryptosporidium ubiquitum, 1281 nucleotides. RefSeq lists its product as uncharacterized. The record is from RefSeq and is a predicted model, not a curated record. The transcript has 2 exons. Bases 1 to 1281 code for a protein of 426 amino acids. NCBI's taxonomy places the organism in Eukaryota, Apicomplexa, Conoidasida, Eucoccidiorida, Cryptosporidiidae.